GGCAGAGGAGGAGAACGUGAGUUAACUAAGAACUUUCGUCAAAUUGUGAAUUUGAGAGCAAGCUAAGUGAAAAACUAGCUGUGGACUAGAAGCAGUAGGAGUGAAGGAUUCCUUACUGGACUUGAGAUGAUGUUUCAGGUAAAGUUGAAGAAGUUUAGGGCGAGGAUGCGAUGUGAAAACCUCUAUGGGAUUUUAGAACAUGUAUUUUAAAUUGUGAAAUGUGUGGUUUGUAAUUUUAAAGAGUUUUAGUAUUUGGUUUGUACUUCAAUAAAUACUCUUGAAAACUUUGACGAUAUUAUUGUGUAAUAAUAUUAAGUGUUGUGACUUUAAAUGUGAAUCAAUGCUUUGUUUAAAAAAAAUAUAUAUUUACUGUAAUACUCUAAAAAGGGGUGUUACAGGUUGUCCGGGUUGUCAGUCCCACCCACACCUUUAUCUUCGUCUGUGUUCCAACCGCCGCACCUCGUGCUGAGUGAAGUGUCAUGGAGAAACUUGGUGAACAAAGUAAAGGACGUGAUAGAAGGAAGAAGGAUCAAAGUAUCUCAUUGUCUGCUUCGGUGCACAACAAAGUCCUUCUGCAUGCAGAGGUUGGUGCAUUGAGUCCUUUUGGAAGGAUUUACUAUUUGAAUAUAACCGUCCGGAACGUUGUCAAGGUCUUCAAAGCUGACAUUGGUCCUCCAACUGAGGAACUACUUAACGCUUCAUCAAGACCUGUGAAUCGACCCUACCCAUGUGCCCAAAACAACAACAAAAACAAAGAUGUUGGUCCAUAUGAAAAGGCUUGUCCUUCUGCCUCUAAUAAUAAAACAACAACUCCCAUGGAAGAUUGAUGAGCGUUUAGAAAUUGACGUUAUGUUUGUAUUUCAAUCAUUAGUUAACAUAAAUAUUAGUUAUGUUUUGUAACCUAUUGU
This is a messenger RNA of Vigna angularis (adzuki bean), 908 nucleotides long. RefSeq lists its product as uncharacterized. The record is from RefSeq and is a predicted model, not a curated record. Bases 480 to 827 code for a protein of 115 amino acids. The transcript is spliced from 6 exons. Lineage: Eukaryota; Viridiplantae; Streptophyta; Magnoliopsida; Fabales; Fabaceae.